Messenger RNA from Chrysochloris asiatica (Cape golden mole), 678 nucleotides. RefSeq names its product olfactory receptor 6C2-like. NCBI's taxonomy places the organism in Eukaryota, Metazoa, Chordata, Mammalia, Afrosoricida, Chrysochloridae. The transcript has a single exon. Gene Ontology annotation, biological process: G protein-coupled receptor signaling pathway. Gene Ontology annotation, molecular function: olfactory receptor activity; G protein-coupled receptor activity. The record is from RefSeq and is a predicted model, not a curated record. The annotation marks the transcript as partial. Gene Ontology annotation, cellular component: membrane.
AACUGUAUUGUUCAAAUUUUUUUUACUGACCUGUUUGGUGUAACAGAAUUUUUUCUUCUUGCCACCAUGUCCUAUGAUCGAUAUGUAGCCAUCUGCAAACCCCUACAUUAUGUGACCAUUAUGAACAACAAGCUCUGUAGAAGUCUCAUCCUCUGUUGCUGGACAGCUGGCUUGUUGAUCAUACUCCCACCAUUUAUCCUGGGACUAAAUCUAGAAUUCUGUGACUCAAACAUCCUUGACCAUUUUUUCUGUGAUGCAUCCCCUCUUAUAAAGAUCGCAUGCUCAGAUACACGGCUCAUAGAACAGAUGGUCAUAGUUAGUGCUGUGUUGACCUUUAUCAUGACCCUUGUAUGUGUUGUUCUGUCCUACAUAUACAUCAUCAAGACUGUUCUAUGCUUCCCUUCUUCCCAGCAAAGGAAAAAGGCAUUUUCAACCUGCUCUUCCCAUAUGAUUGUGGUUUCUAUCACCUAUGGAAGUUGUAUCUUCAUCUAUGUCAAACCCUCAGCAAAGAGUUCAGUGGCCAUUAAUAAAGGUGUAACAGUCCUCCUGACUUCCAUUGCUCCUAUGCUGAACCCGUUCAUUUAUACACUGAGAAACAAGCAAGUGAGACAAGCCUUCAAUGAUUCAGUCACAAGAAUUAAAUUGCUCUUAAAGAAGUCAGAAAAUAUGCUAAUAUAA